Molecule: messenger RNA, 1691 nt
Organism: Seriola dumerili (greater amberjack)
Lineage: Eukaryota; Metazoa; Chordata; Actinopteri; Carangiformes; Carangidae
Exons: 11
Coding region: 36-1691 (551 amino acids)
Molecular function (GO): O-methyltransferase activity; oxidoreductase activity, acting on the CH-OH group of donors, NAD or NADP as acceptor
Source: RefSeq, a predicted model, not a curated record
AGCUGCCGGAGUUCGUCACGCCCAUAAACGCCACCAUGCCCGCCGAAAAAGUUCCUGACACCCCAGUGGAGGUCCUUGUGGAUCUCCUGACAAAAGCCAGAGAGAUAGCUGCAUCAAGUGGUAAUGUCCCAGAAGAGUUGACCAGUCACCUGCAGAAGGCAGUGGACAUCGCCAGCGGCCUGGAUGACUACCUGGAGAAAAUGACCACACAGGAAAGUGAACCUCUGGCAGAGCUAUAUGAAAAAACAGUUUCUCAUGACUGGGAUCAAGUGCACAAGGACGGCAAAACUAUGUUCCGGCUUCCCAAGGAGUGUAUCACUGGACAUGUUGAAGGCCAGACCCUGAAGAUGCUGGUUCGCAUGAGUCAAGCCAAGAAGAUCCUAGAGAUUGGGAUGUUCACUGGCUACGGAGCUCUGUCCAUGGCCGAGGGGCUUCCUGAGGACGGUUGCUUAGUUGCUUGCGAGUUAGAGCCAUACCUCAAAGAGUUUGCUCAGCCCAUUUUUGACAAGUCUCCGCAUGGAAAGAAGAUUACUGUCAAAACGGGAUCUGCUAUGGACACCUUGAAAGAACUGGCUGCUGCAGGUGAGCAGUUUGACAUGGUCUUCAUCGAUGCUGACAAGAAUAAUUACAUCAACUACUACAACUUCAUCCUGGACAACAAUCUGCUGAAACUACGAGGGGUCAUAUGUGUAGAUAACUCACUAUUCAAGGCCAAGGUUUAUCUGAAAGACACCACAGAUAGCAACGGACUGGCGCUUCGUGAAUUCAACCAGUUUGUCUCCAGUGACCCUCGUGUGGAGCAGGUCAUCAUCCCCCUCAGAGAUGGCAUCAGUGUUAUCUGCCAGGUCUCUGUGGCCUCUGAGUGCACAAGGACACAGAGUGAAGUAACAGAUGAUGAGGUUUUCCGUGGAGUCCAGGGGCGCCCCAUCCUCGAUCGGAUGCGUCUUGAUGGAAAGGUGGCUUACGUGACGGGUGCCGGUCAGGGUAUAGGCCGAGCAUUCGCUCAUGCCCUGGGGGAGGCUGGUGCAAAGGUGGCUGUGGUGGACUUGGACAAAGUUAAAGCUGAGGCAGUGGCUAAAGAGCUCUCACUCAAAGGCAUCAAAGCUGUUUCAGUCACAGCUGAUAUUAGCAAGUCAGAUGAUGUCCAGAAGAUGAUUGACAGCAUUGUCUCCAAAUGGGGAGCGAUCCACAUCGGCUGUAACAACGCCGGCAUCAACAUGAACUCAGCCAGUGAAGACACCAGUCUAGAGGAGUGGGACCAAACCUUUAACGUCAACCUGAGGGGGACUUUCAUGUGCUGCCAGGCAGCAGGUCGAGUGAUGUUGAAGCAAGGAUACGGCAAGAUUAUCAACACAGCCUCCAUGGCCAGUCUAAUAGUCCCACAUCCCCAGAAGCAGCUUUCCUACAACACAUCCAAGGCUGGAGUGGUCAAACUGACUCAGACCCUGGGCACCGAAUGGAUUGACAGAGGAGUGCGUGUCAACUGCAUCUCACCGGGGAUUGUUGACACCCCUCUCAUCCACUCGGAGAGUCUGAGGCCUCUGGUGCAGCGCUGGCUGUCAGAUAUCCCUGCUGGUAGACUGGCUCAAGUGACAGACCUGCAAGCUGCAGUGGUCUACUUGGCAUCUGACGCCUCCGACUACAUGACAGGGCAUAACUUAGUCAUAGAGGGUGGGCAAAGUCUGUGGUAG